AUGAGAGGCACGUCAUUGCGGACAGCCACCGUUGCUGUCUCGCAGGCGGUCAACCAUGGCCUGGCAGCUCGGGCGAGACCUAGCUAUUCCAGGCUCAGUCGAAACAGCUUCAGUGUCCGGCGCAUAUCGUCCUCGUCCCUUUCAUACUCUGCGACAUACGCUGGCUCUAGUAGCGUCCAGCUCGACGACCCACGCAUUACGGACCCCGACCCCAAGCUCGUUUCUGACAAUCUCGCUCAGUCGCGCAAGCCGCCCAAAGCACUCGGGUCCUUCGGCAAAAUCAGCCUCCCCAAGCUUUUGCAUCUGCUCGUCCCGGAUGCGUACGAAGGAGAUUACCUUGAAGCGCAAACGCUAGACGAGGCUCUAGCCGGCGUUCUCGACAGCGAAAAUUUGACAUCAGAUGCCGCUGGUGAAUCAAUGUCGAGGGAAGACCUCCGCCUUUUGUUUCAAAAGCAUAUUCACGACCUUCACAUCGACGUUCGGGAAUUCCUCGAUCUCCGCAAUACCAUGCUCGCCACCAGCUGGCCCGACGUUCGCAGACAUAUGAUGAGCGUAGCCGACGGCCGAUGGCCCGCUUUCAUACUUCAGCGCACCAUUCACAUGGUCACGACGCCCUCCGAGAUCUCGGACGCCUUGGCACUUCUCACCAUGUCCAUCAGCUCCAUACAGACCGCCAACAAGCCAGCAGAGUAUUACAAGGUACUUCGAUAUUGCCUCUCGAGCCUCAGUAAAAGCAUAGUCCAGGAACACGGAGCAGCGCUGCAUCUGAUGCCCCGGUUGACCGAAGCGGUGUUGGCAUUGGUCGAAGCGGUUCCCGCUCAAGCAGCCUCCAAUGCGGAACUCAUCGGCUCUCUGACGUCUGCAUGUACAUGGCUGCCGGACGAGAGAGCUCGCCGAGCUGUCAUGCAGGUUCUCGACCGACUCGAAAGCCUCCAAGGUGCCAAUGCGGUCGAUGACAUCCGCGGCAAGGUCAUUCGGCAGUGCAUCGCCAGCAUCGAACGCUCGGUGACAACUACGUCGAACAAGUCCGCUUCGUCGAAGCAGUUUGUCAAUAUCGUCAUGAUGGACCGUCUGCUGCAGCACGACUACGGUACAGAUGCAGAUCUCAAACGGCGAGCGCUACGGGGCUCGAUCAUUGUUGCCGGAAAUGCGGAAGACUUUCACCGGACGUGGCGAUACUUCCGUGCGUACGAGCAAUACAAGCAAGGACACGGACUGGCGAUCACAGGGUUCGACCUUCAGCUGCUGUCCAAGGCCUUGGCGAGGUCCCAGCAGGGACGCAAAGAUGCAUGGCGGAUCUUUCUGCAAGCUGAACGACUGCUGCAUAGCGAAACGGACUCGAGAGGACUCCUCAACAGGCCGGUGUCGCGCAAGGACAAGGAGAGGGAUCUAAUGGGCAUCUGCCUCGACCUACUCGGGGUGAUGAGCAGGAGCGGGGACGUGCGUGUGAGCAAGAUCUUCUCCAUGCUCGGCAUCACCGCCAAUGAUCGCGACGAUCCGAACGUAAAAGCGUCUUCGAAGAUGAACGACUUGUCAAAGGCGAUGCUGCAGUCGAGGCGUCGUGUGCACGCAUAUUCGGUGGCGAUGCAGGGCAUGCUGCUGCGCAAGAAGUCCCAUUGUGCUCUGGCGAUUUGGCAGGCCAUGUUGAUGCGCGGGGUGCUGCCCAAUGCCGCAGCUCUGUCACUUCUGCUGCAGAAUCUCUUCGGAUUGGGCGAGGUCAAGACGGCCAUGCAGCAGCUCCACCUUUGGUGCGAGCAAGGCGUUGCCAAACCGGCCAAGACUUGCGACAACUUGAAGGAGAUCGAAGUGCCGAGCCUCGUCCGACCAGCCCUGGCAGAUCUCGAGACGUUCCAACCCGGCGCUCUUUCCGCUCCAACGAGCUCAGACGCGACGAUUUACAAAGUGACACCGGACACCAUUCUCGCGACGGUCGUCUUCAACGGCCUGCAAGCGUGUGGAGCUAAGGGCGUCGAUGCGCUCUGGGAGGCGUACCAACAGACGAUCCAUCUCUUUCCCGACGCGCCGGUGCUCGCGAUGCUACUCAAAGCGUCGUGUCGCGACGAGGGCGAAUCAGGCAUCGAUGCGCGAUUCGGACGCGAGGUGUUUCGGACGCUGCUGUUCAACAAGCACCCCGAGCUAGCCGAGUACGAGAACCCGUUGCGGGCGCAGCUCGAGGCGAAUGGAGCCGCCGGGUGGAUCUUGUCGGGCGAAUCGGUGGGGGACAGGGUGGAGCAGUGGCUCGCUUCGGUCUUCCGGUCCAAGCACGCCGGGCCAUCGACGAUGACGGUGCCGACGGCCGACCUGAGCGCGCUGUCGUUCACCUCGGAAUUGUUUGAACACUACCUCCGACUGCUGCUGCAUCUGCAGCAUUCAACUGGCUCGCUCACGGAUGCGCGCACCUCUCGACGCCAACUGGUCGACCUACUGGGAUGGAUGAAGGAGCUCAACAUCCAACCGUCGACGACGCAUGUAGCAUUGACGGUGCUCGAGAUCGAGGAGCACCUGCCGCCGCCCGUGGCCGCGAGGCAGAUGGCCGUGCUGGACGCAUGGCUGAUCGACUGGCUCGGUGAGCGCGGGUCGCCAGAGCAGCACGUAAUGCAGCGGCACUGGCGAUGGAAGAUGAAGCGGAAUGAGUCGACGAAGCGCAACGGGUCGAGGAAGAGCUGGUUCGAUAAAGUGUCGGGGGGCAGGAAGCCGGAGUGGGAGAAGUGCUCGUAG
Kalmanozyma brasiliensis GHG001 is the source of this 2718-nucleotide messenger RNA. RefSeq lists its product as uncharacterized. NCBI's taxonomy places the organism in Eukaryota, Fungi, Basidiomycota, Ustilaginomycetes, Ustilaginales. The transcript has a single exon. Gene Ontology annotation, molecular function: protein binding. The record is from RefSeq and is a predicted model, not a curated record. Bases 1 to 2718 code for a protein of 905 amino acids.